UGGAGGCAAUUUGUAAAAGCAUUAAUGGCAUCUGUCAGUUUGCCAUACAUACACCACAAGAGUGUGAAACACGGGGAUAUGCUAUGUUAAUGAAGUGAUAAAGUGCUGCUAAUAACAGGAAAUCUAAAAUUAACAGUUGUGUACAUUCAAAUAAUUGAAUAUAAAUAUAUAAAUUGCACACAUAAAUAUAAUUAUUUUAAUAAUUAUAUAUAUUAGUGGAUGUCAUACUACAAUGUUUGUUUCACUUCAGACAUUUUUGGGAUAGGGAGGCAAUUGCAUUGGAGUGACAGACACACCUCAUUUUGUGUUUUCCAUGUAAUGGUCUCAUUGUGUACAGAUGUGUCUUAUAUUGGGGCUAAUCCCAAAAGACAACCUUUUUCACUGUGGCAUCAAUUUCAACAUUCUGUGGGUAUAAAAAGCUGGUAUUGUCAGUAAGUCAUUUCAAGUUCAUCAUUCAAACAGCCAUGAACACACGGUGUCACUUAAAGUGCCUCUAUUAUGCAAUUUUAAAGGUUGCUAAUAUUGCUUAAUACGUCUCUUAAAACAGGUUUACAUGUAUGCAAGGUCAAAAAACACUUUAGUUUUCUCUAAAAAUAGAUUUAAUUUUACCCCAUUUCUAAAUGAUUCGUAAACGACUCGUGUGAAGCAGUUCGAAGACUCAGUCUGUCUAAACCCCUCCUUUCCGUAAGCCCUCACUGCUGUGAUUGGUCAGAUGGCGCGGCCCUCAUGAUUGGUCUAGCGUUACAGCGUGUGUCGGAAUACAUAGAAAAGAUGGUGUCGGUUUUACCGUGUAAUGACCAGCUAAUUUUAUGUUAACCGUGGCUUCAAUAAUCAAGAGGUCUUUUAUCUUUGUGUCGGUGUUGCGUUAAAAGGCCAGUGAGCAAAAAGGACAAACACAAACAAGUAGAUAAAGCAAACGUGUAUUAUACAAAACUAAAUAAAGUAAACGAAGAAGGUGCACAACAACCAAAGAUAUAAACAAUAUUUACAAACUACAUAUAAUAAAUGGUAUGUGUAUGUGUGCGAGUGAGUGGAAAAUGUACAAAGUCCGUGUUUAUUGUAUGUGUGUUAUCCAAGUAUACCGAUUAUGGUUCGCACUCACCGGGGUUAAUGAAGUCCGGGGAAUAUGUUAUGACGGAGGGUGAGAAGUCCGGGGAAUAUGUCUAGUCAAAGAUAAUCCGGUUAAAAAAUCUUCGAAAGAAAAUGAUCCACAGCAAUCUCUCCUUCUUUCAUCCAAACAAAUAAUGCCAGCGCUGGUCCACCAUUACUACAAGAGUGUGGUAACGUUAAUUGUAAGAUGGCGGGCAAGUUGUUCGCGAUGUAGAACAUGGGCGGACAUUAUGCAAAUAUCUUACAGAGUGACGUAGAUCCGUAACAGAGUAAAAAUAGAUUUACUAACGACUUGUUUAUGCUAAUGUUAGCCGAUUUUUUUAAAUAGACAAAAACCUCAUUUAUCGUGCACUGUAAGCGUCACAGAUAGUGCAGAUAGUUUAUGUUCACAUACUGUACAGCUACAUGACACACUUCAUGAAAGAUCAUAUUUGAAAAGGCAUAAUAGGGGCACUUUAACAGACGAGCAGCGCCACCUGGCCAUGUUGCGCCUUCGGGUGAGUGGCAGGCAGUCAGAUGUUGCUUGUGAACUUGGUGUGUCUCAAAGUGUCAUCAGCAGACUUGCAUCAAGACACAGAACUACUGGCAGAGUUCAUGACAGACCCAAGAGUGAAGCCCCACGAGUGACAGACAGCAAUGAUGACCAGUACCUUAAGACCUAUGCACUCAGAGAUCGUUAUGCAACUGCCACACAGCUGCAGGCCCGUUUACAAGAUGCGAAGGGUACUAGGGUUUCCAGACAAAACAUUCACAACCGACUUCACCGCUUUGGCUUAAAUGCCAGGCGACUGUUGCAGGUGACUCCACUGUCACCAAGACACCGCUGUGAACGUUUGCAGUGGGCACAAGACCAUGUAACCUGGACAAUGCAGCAGUGGUCUACCGUCCUGUUCACUGAUGAGUGUCAGCAGCGUUGCUGGAGAAGGCGAGGUUUCUUUGGACCCACACUGAACAGCUUCAUCCAUGUGUUGAUGUAUUCGUACUACAGCUUGUCCACCAUUCCUUCAAUGCAGAAGUACUUGUGGUGGAAACGCUAUCUUACACAAGCCCAGCUGGUUCAGUUUAUAUUAACUAUAACACACACAUUAAGUGCAGUGGUUUUUCCCUGUGGUUUUCCUCUGGGCUGCCUUUUGUUUCAGUCCAGUUACAUGGUUACACUCGUUAUCUUGUUCAUCAACUUUUACAUGCAGGCAUACAGAAGAAAGCCAGCCAAAGAUGGCCACCUAAAUGGCAUCUCAUCCUAUGUUAAUGGAGCCAAACAUAAGCUGCAGUGAUGACAAAUCAUAACUUUUUAAAAUUCACCUUUCAUGUUGACUAAUCUAAUAGCAGGAUAAUCCUCUUUAAUUGUAAUAAUAUAAUUGUGUUUUGUAUAGAGUACUUUUUUAACCUUUUUUAUUAAGCAGUUGUUUGUUGCUCUCAGGAUCUGACAGUGUUAAUGGUUUUAGUGCUGUACUUUACCUCCUUAUAGAAGCAGUACUCUGGGCAUUUGUCAAUAAUCUAAAGAAUACUGUAUAUUGUAUAAGGAAUUUGAGAUUAUUUCUUUGUGUUGUAUUUUCAAAAUAGUGCCACAGUGGCUCAAGGCUUAGCAUAGUUCUCUUAACCUCCAGAGUUCAGGGUUCAAAUAUCUACUUUUUCGCCAAUGUCCCCCA
Molecule: messenger RNA, 2759 nt
Organism: Clarias gariepinus (North African catfish)
Lineage: Eukaryota; Metazoa; Chordata; Actinopteri; Siluriformes; Clariidae
Gene: elovl2
Product: ELOVL fatty acid elongase 2
Exons: 4
Coding region: 1593-2384 (263 amino acids)
Biological process (GO): DNA integration; very long-chain fatty acid biosynthetic process; fatty acid elongation, monounsaturated fatty acid
Cellular component (GO): endoplasmic reticulum membrane
Molecular function (GO): DNA binding; fatty acid elongase activity
Source: RefSeq, a predicted model, not a curated record